Schistocerca cancellata (South American locust) is the source of this 3175-nucleotide messenger RNA. RefSeq names its product ninjurin-2-like. The transcript is spliced from 4 exons. The record is from RefSeq and is a predicted model, not a curated record. Lineage: Eukaryota; Metazoa; Arthropoda; Insecta; Orthoptera; Acrididae. Gene Ontology annotation, cellular component: membrane. Gene Ontology annotation, biological process: cell adhesion; tissue regeneration. Bases 74 to 487 code for a protein of 137 amino acids.
CUUCUAGCGGGCCUGGACGAACGCGGCUCGACAGUCAGCGUCGGCGCGGCUCUGCGCAACCACGGCAGCCACCAUGUCCUCCACAGCGGCCAUCGCCCCGGAACCUGGCACGCCGAAAACGCUGGACGCCAACCGGUAUGCGACGAAGAAGACGAUCGCGCAGGGCAUGCUGGACAUCGCUCUGCUGACUGCCAAUGCCAGCCAGCUCAAGUACGUCCUGCAGGCGGGGAGCAAGCACGAGUUCUACUCGCUCAUGGUCGGGCUCAUCUCCACCUCCAUCGUCCUCCAGGGCGUGAUGGGCGUGCUCUUCCUGUCGCUGAACCUGCUGCGCGACUGCCGCCUGCACCAGCAGAGCUACCGCGCCUCGGCGCUCGUCAUCAACUACAUCGCGCUCGCCCUCUCCGUCGUCGUCACCGCGCUCAACCUGCUCAUCUCCGCCUUUGACCCCAGUCUCGGGCACUUUCUCAAGGGCACCGACCUCGCCUAGCUGCCCGCAGCGGGACACCCGCGCACUACCCCGCCACACCGCUGUCGGUCGCAGGUGCUUGCUGGCUCACUCACAAUCAUUCUGCUGAGACUUAACAUCAAUGAUCCUGGCAGGCACUACACUGCUGCUGUAAUUAACCACAUUUGCUUGGCAUUUGUUAUGGGUUCCUGUGUAACAAAUACAAUAAAAAUGAGCUUUGGACUAGAUCCAACCGUACAAAGAAAUAACUCUGUUUAAAGUGAUCAAGAAUUGUCAAAACUGCAUCAAAAUACUGACACCAUAAAUGUGUGCAGAAAUAGUGGAAUUUUACAAAUGAUAUGUACAAAAGAAUGAUUUUGAUUCAGUGUUUUUGCUUUUUAAAUUAUUUAAUAUUAUUAAAUAUAUAUGGAAUUAUAUGUAUGAUGUAAUUUGAUCAUAACAGAAGUGAAACAUGUGACAUGUUUAGCACUCACCUAAUUUUUCUAAUGUUGCAGUGAACAGAUGAAACAUUUUAUGGGAUAAUUAAAAAUAUCCUCUUCCCUUCUAGUGUUCAUAUAACAUGAUGUAUCAAUUUGUACAAAACUAUGUCUGACUGUGAAAGAUAACUACAAUGAUCCAUGCAAGAUCUCAGUUCCAUUUUGAAUAUUAAACCUUAUUUAUACUUUGCAAAAACAGACAUAAUGUCUUAUGGGAUAACAGCAAUCAGUGAUUUUAUAAAGUUACUUAAAAUCCGUCUUGAUUGCAAUUUAUUUUUUAUUUAUUUUUUAUUCAUAUGACCGGUUUCGGCUCAUUCAGAACCAUCUUCAGAUCUGAUAUUUCAGUUACAGGAGUAACCCGUCCAAAUCCAGCAACUUUCACAUGCUAUGUCACGUAAAUCUGAAGAUGGUUCUGAAUGAACCAAAACCGGUCAUAUGAAUAAAAAAAAUAAAAAAAAUAAUAAAAAAAAAUUUGCAAUCAAGACGGAUUUUAAGUAACUUUAUUUAUACUUCCCAUAACUAUGCUUAAAGCGGAAACUGAACAACCAAUAAUGAAAAUUUACCAGCUGGGUAUGAUUGUUACAACAAUGCAGGAUGUAUUACUUGAAGCAAAGAACAUUAUUUACUCAAAGAUUAAACACGGGAUGUGAUCUGAAUUCUCUAGACUGUCAGAUAGCUGAUUAAACUUAGAAACUAACAGAAAUUUUUUGAAAGUGACUGUGUAUUAGAUUUUGUGUUUUAUUGAUAACUGCAUUAACUCUGAUAAAAGACUUGCAUAUAAAAUAUGUAUCAACCUGACAACUUUGCUACUUCACUUCCUAUUCCUCUCAAGAAAAUAGAUGAUUUUUGACCAUUCUCCCAGUCGGACAACCACUAUUUUCUCGAAAUUAUGUUUAUGAAAACACACACACACACACACACACACACACACACACACACACACACACAGGACAGCUUUCAAUAAUUUUAUCAAGGGGAAAUUACUAAACUGAUUUCAAAUGAUAAACAUAAAUGACAGCUGGCUGAGGUAAAAAAGGGCAUUUCCACAUUGGCCAUCAAAUGGAAUGGGGUAUUCAGAUGCAAUAUAAAUUAAUAAAUGAAAUUGUUAUAGUAGGUUAUUCAUUAUAAGAUGGCAAAUAGAAACAAAGGUAAGGUGUUCAUAUGUUGGAAGUGAGAAAAUAUUAUUACAAACCUUGUAUAAUAUGACAUACCAAGAUGUACAGCUAUUGUUUACAACAGGUAUAAGUUGAUAUUUUCCUUUAUGACAGAGUAUGAAAAAAGACCUCUCUGCAGUACACAUCUACAGCCUAUCUUGUUAGUUGCAGUCUGUAAUUCAGUUACUUCAGUUUCUGGUACCUUAAUAGAGUGUAUUGAUUAUCAUUUGCAGUGCCAGAAACUUGAAUAAUCCUCAUCUGAAACAAGCUGACUUUAAAGUUUUUACUCUGUUUGUUAACAAGUUUUCAAGGGUUGUUAUAUAUUUUAGGUGAUGCAGCAGAUGAAUUUCCUAGCACGUACUUUGGCAGACCAGACAUUUAUGAUUAAUAAUGACUGUUUUAUUACUGAGUUGCUGUUUUUCAUUUACGUUACAUAGUAUUCCUUUUUUGAGCUUUAUAUACUUUCUCCUAUUUGUUAUAGUAGAGUACAAAACAUAUGCCUUAAAAUAUUUUCCUGGUGUUCCAAGAAUAACCAACAGACAUAUUGGAAAUAAGAAUAGAUUAAUUACAACAUUUAUGAAAGGAUACCAUAUUCCACCAACUGUUAUGUCUUCACAAUUACUUGAGUGAUAUUGAUGGGGAAGUAAACAGUUGCCAUUCUCUAGUAUGUUUCCUUCAAUAUUCACAUUUGCAGAUACUUACAGCAUAGGCCUACACUCUUUUUAUACAAGUUUACCACCCAUCAUUUAACAUACUUCUACGUGAAAAAAUCUACAGUUUGUAAUUAUCCUUUGGUGAUUUUCUUUUCAAGUUCAGAAAUAUUUCUCCCACUUUCAAGUUGUCAUAACUGAACCAUCCAAAUAAUUUUUUCUUUUCUCUCAGUGUUAACUGGAUGUUAAAUUUUUUCCUUUCAUUCAUCCUUUAUUUAACAUAAUAUUUCUGUUAAAACUUCUCUAUUCAGAAAGAAAUUGGAGUCAUUUCUUUCAUUACAUAAAUACAGCAUUUCACAGAGGUUUAGCUUUUGUUCAAUGUUAUUUUAAUUUUCAAUUUUGUUUUGUUAUUUAUUUUAUUUUCGUUCU